AUGGCCACCCAAAUUGCCCAUCCCUCUCUCCCUAUCGGCCAAGACGCUGGGUUCCAGAAAAACACUCAGCCAGCUUGGAAAGGAAAAGAAAAGGCCAAGGCUAAACAGCUACAUGCAACAGCAGAAGACGAUUCCGACGGGCAGAAUGGCCCUGGAUUGAGCAGCAGUAGCAACAAAAAGAAACUCAUCACCAAUGGAGAAGACGGCGGUGGCGAGAUUGAGGAAGUGCAGCGCAGUGACGAGGAACUUGAUACAGAGACGGAAGAAGAAGAUGAUGAUCCCUUCGCUUCCUCGGGAUCUUCUGAUUCCGAAGCUCCUCCCGAUGAAGAUGAAGCAACUGUUGCAGCUCGCAAACAGGCAAAGCGUGAUCGGAAGAAGACUGAGACGGAUGAACAACGAAAUGCGCGAAGACAGGCGACCAAGGCACGCCGGGACUUACAGGACGAGCGCCAAGUUGCGGAGACCGCCAAUGCAGGAAUAGUUGGCUACAUGGAAGCACGUAAGGAGAGAAAGCCACCAUCUGAACGUCCACAAGAAGUCGAAAAGAUAUGGCGCAGCCUGUAUCCCAUAUUGAAGACUUGGUGGAAGGAAGGCGGGAAGGAAAUACCCAAAUCACAUAUGCGUUCCAUCGACGCCGCGCAGUCCAAGAUUAAGAAGUACUGCGAAACGCUGAUCAAUACCCCUGAGCAAGUUGAAGCUACCCACCGUUACCACCGCGAGUGGCCGCUUGAAGAAAAGAAGAUUCGGUCUGCCAAUGCUGGAGUCUCAGAUGAGCAGCUUGAGCCUAUCUUGACGAAAGCAGAAAGGAAUUUUCGGCAAACAAUCGGCAUGAAGGACUAUAGCAAGGAUGGCGAGGACACUUUGGCCGAUCUUCAACAUAAAUACGGGUUUCCAUAUGAACUACUCCAUGGUCAGAUUCAUACUAUGGGUAAAGAACUCACAACUGUUAAAGAACUCACAAAGGACAAAUUCUUGAAGACUAAGAUAGAGGACCUCGAGGAAGCGUUACGAAACACGUCUUCUAGGAAGCAAGUGCAGAGACUCGAAAAGAAGUUAGCGACUACGAGAAAAUUAAGGGAAGAGAACGACAAGAAGACCACUGCAUUCCUCCGCGGAGUACUGUUGUUCAUGGAGAGCUUGUCUGAUCUAGGCAUUACCCCAACAUCAGUUAUAUCGAGCACAGCAAUGAGGGAAUUCAACCUCUUCCUCCAGUCCUCAGACCAACAUCAGGAGCUUUAUCAGAAGCUAUCUCAAGAGCUAGAAAAGCCGACUCUUGAGCAAGUGGAGUCAUGGGAACUAGUAGCUAACCCAGUAUAUGAACUCGUGGAGACCAUGCGCAAUCGGGAUGGCAUGAUUACAGACGAGCAGAUAAAGACUGCGAAGGGUCAGAUGAGGUUGGUCAAGACACAAAAUUAUAAGUUGCAGCUUGUGAACGAGAAUAGCGGAUUCGAUGCGGAUAUGAACUCGGUGCCUGUUUCCAUACUGAAUGAUAUGAUGGAUCAGUGGCAAGCUGGUAAUUCGGAUACCGUGGAUGCCAACCUGGAGAGGCUACUGGACCAACUCCGUACUAAAGAGCCUGCUAAGGAUGUUUUGAAGUCUUUAGAAACUCGUAUCGCUCCCGCCAAUUCUGCGCGUCUUGAAGCUACCGCCAAUCCUAAGCGCUUUGAAGCUAUUUUGCACCCUAAAACUCCCAUCGCUUCUGGUGUUCCUAAAGUACCAGAGAUGGCCGGAUCGGGUAACUCUACGCGCUCAGUAUCAACACCACCUAUCCCUAGCAGGGAUGUAAUGGAGAAAGACCUACUUGAUAUGGAUAUCGAUUCAAUGUCGCUAGAUAACGACCGUAUUAAGUCCUUUACAUACGAUAAUGGAGAGACUGAGUUUGGCACGCUGGUAGCAACUCGCGCUUCUCUAUCAGAAAAUCCACGCUUCCAUCGGUUCAUUGUCAACGCUGGCGUAGGAGAAGAGAAAUGGGAAUUCUUCCAGGUUAUUAGGGGAAGCGAUUUGGGCCCAGGAGGCGCUGAAAGCAUGCCCGAAGACAAAGAGAUAAAGUUUGAUUUGAGAGACAGGAAGAAAAACCUCAAAGCUCACCCUCUAUGUGAGGUCGGCCCUUGUGUAGUUAUGUCCCGUGCGGAGGGAUAUGUCUGCCGUGCUGGUACCAAGCCACGCCAACCGGACACAUACAUCAGAGUGACCUACACGGGGCUUGAUACUGCAGAUUGGUUGAGCAAGACUGAAUUUAUCCAGCUUGCUGGGAAAAGAUAUGCGGAGCGGAAGCUAGCUAGUUUGGUUCCAGCUUACUACCAAAGGGAGAAAUACUUUGCAGCCUGCAAAGCUCAGAAGCGGCAUCCCAAGACGAAGAUGCCUCUGACAGCCGAGGAUCUGGAGAAUUAUCCAUGGCUAUUCCCAGAAGAAGACAGACUUUCGUAUAGUUACGGGGAAGUCGACGAAGAGGAGGAGACAGCGAACAGCUCUCUCACUAGGAAUUUCGGAGAUAUUUCAACCUCUGAAGCAUUCAGCAAGGCUAGAAAGCCCUUGCCCGGUUACAAUACACAUAAGAAUGACUUGAAAGAGGAAACUGAUGAAGAUUUGUAG
Pyrenophora tritici-repentis Pt-1C-BFP is the source of this 2592-nucleotide messenger RNA. Its product is annotated as Cwf-Cwc-15 domain containing protein. The record is from RefSeq and is a predicted model, not a curated record. Lineage: Eukaryota; Fungi; Ascomycota; Dothideomycetes; Pleosporales; Pleosporaceae.